UAAAAUUAAAUAGCUAUUGAUCCAGGUUUAGAAAAACGAACUAGUCCAUAUUGAUACGUAUCAACGUAUGAAUAUAUCAGCCAUGUAUCAGUUUCUUACGUUAUCUUAAUGACUUAUAUUAAUAUUAGUUAGUACACUGUUGAUAGAAAAAAAUGAAUAGAAUGCUAGAAAAUAAACGGGACGAAACGAGAAGGUACCAUUCAAAACUGAAUAAAUUUAGAAUACUGUGAUAUCUCUGCUUUGCUAUACAUUUUUUUUUCACAGUAGCGUGAUCAUUCUAAUGACUUUAAUGUCUUAUUGAUGGAAAAAAAUAGAAUAUUCCUGACAUAAAAAAGAUCUUUCUAGCUAUCUAUUAAUAGUUUGGUUUUGUACACAUGAAAAUGCGUGUUAAAGUCAAAAUAUUAAGGUAUACGUUUUCUAGAAGUUUAUUGAACGCGAGAAAAGUUUUUAUAACUUUAGAAGAAAAAGUACUUAACUUUCCAAAAAAAAUAAAAUACAGACAACUUCCUCCACGGUCAUCCUGACAGAUAUUGGUGAGAAAAGAUUUCUGGAUACCGCAGGAUAGACAUGGAGAACAAAAUCCUUUUUUUUUCAACGAACAAAAUUCUGCCAGAUCUCGUAGGAAAACACUUGUGGGUUGAAUAAGUCAAAAAGUCUUGCGAUGUUUCUUACCUUUACGCAGGAUUUUUUCCAGGCUGACCCUACAUAAACUAUGCAGGGUUCUAUCAGGGCUGGCAGUAUAAAAAUCCUGCGUAAAGGUAAAAAACAUCGUCAGAUAUUUUAAUACCGAUAACCCGCGGGAUCCUGCAUGGAUUUUGAUUAUUUUUUUCAGUGGGUUCUGCCAAAAUUUAGCUUUUCCCAUUCGCAAAAGAGAUCGUGAAUCCCGAACAACUCUACUAUAUUGAAAAGUUUUGUACAAUAUGGGCGUCAAUCGACGUAACUGGAAGAUUUUGUUUUAAAGUAUGCUUUUUCGUUGAGUUAUAGAAUUGUUUUGUAGUAACAGUUAGUAACUGCGAACAAUAAUAUUUCGGGAUACGACAACUUUCAAAAAUUUCGUGCUGUUUCAACAAAAAACGUUCGCAAUUGAUACCGUUUUUAUCAGAGAUAAAGUGCCAAGGCCAGUGCGUAACUAUAUAAUUGUUAUUGGUAACGUACGACAUCGUGGACUUGCACUUCUUGCUAUACAAUGGCGAGCCGAUUUAGCAGGGAGUGUCAAGAAGUUUAACUUAUAAUGAAUAUACUUUAAACCAACUAUAUAACCGUGUUAGGCUGGCAUCCUUUGCGCUAGUAUUUCAGAAAAAACAACACUAGUUUUUCAUUAUAAACUUAAAAAACUCUUUCACAGCGAAGCAUCUAAAUAUCUGGAAUACAUUUUUGAUGAUCAACAUUUGAGUAAUUGUGUAUUUACUAUAAAUGUUAGACUUGGACCAGCUGUCGUUCCCGAGAUUUCAAGAGAAUAUAUAUACUAUAAUUUUUUUCUUUCAUCAAAACAUAACUUGCAGCCUAUUUUCUACCCUCUCGUAUAAUAUGCAAAUCAUUUUUCUAAUCAAUGUUCUUAUUUGUAUUCUUAGCAUAUAACUCUUCUACGUCCAAAUUCUGCCUAUUUGUCACCAUCGUCAACCUCAUCAGAUAUCGAUCGACCAUUAUGUCUAGUAGUAGAACCAAAACGAUCUGUUAUAAAAAACGAUGAUUUUUUUCAACAUAUUGGUUCUUUACUACAAACUCGUGAUGAAACCGUACCUCGCUUACGUUUAACAAAUUCACAAAACGCUCAAUUAGUCAUAUCUGACGAUGAUUUUGAAAAAAAUUUACGAGAAUUAGAAACAACAUUCAAACGUGUCAAACAUCAGAGUGAUUAUUUACUUGAAGAGUAUUCACGCGAGCAACAACGUCGACAAAAUAUAGAGAAGAAUUUGAACGACAUAUUGUCCGUAAUUGAAAAUAUAACACCAGUGUUAAGUGAUCAAGAACUAUUAAUGAAGCAGCAAUUGAAAAACUAUCAUGUACAAUUAAAACAUUUGCAAACAAAAACAAAAAUGGUCAAUGAUUUUAUAUAUGGUGAACAAAAACAAGAUGAAUCAAAAUUUGAUGAUAAAUUGUUAAAACAAUACCAGGAAUUCAUACAGUAUUUUCUAGAAAAAAUUGAAGUGAUGAAACAAAAAUUAGAUGAACUAUAA
Molecule: messenger RNA, 2177 nt
Organism: Didymodactylos carnosus
Lineage: Eukaryota; Metazoa; Rotifera; Eurotatoria; Philodinida; Philodinidae
Source: the annotation of a GenBank genome assembly